Molecule: messenger RNA, 10207 nt
Organism: Hypomesus transpacificus
Lineage: Eukaryota; Metazoa; Chordata; Actinopteri; Osmeriformes; Osmeridae
Gene: gigyf1a
Product: GRB10 interacting GYF protein 1a
Biological process (GO): insulin-like growth factor receptor signaling pathway
Molecular function (GO): protein binding
Source: RefSeq, a predicted model, not a curated record
GCCCGGCCAUGUUUCUGAAACACAAACAACAAGAGAGUAGCGAAGCGGACUAGACAUCAAUACGCAGCGACCGUAGGAGGAGAGGAGUGAAAUAAUAAAUAAAAUACUGAGCACGACUUCAGGAUCAGUACAAUUCUGUUGGAGGAGAACGUUUACAUGAAUACAGGACAAACCAAUGUACACAAAUGAAUAGUAAAGAUUGUAGCUAAAUAAAUACAGCGUGUUUGUUAAAUAAACAUCGCCUCAGAAAAAAAAGUGGUUUGAAGGGAGGAGGACAGGAGCCAGAGGAGUUACCUGGAGGGUCUUGGUCCAGUCACGUUUCAGUUGGAGUGACAGAACAACGAACAAAACGAGUUAGAAAGAGGGAGAGAAGGAGCGAGUGUAUCUGCUCCUGCCUGCUGUUCCAGUGGCCUCUUCUGCUUUGGUGUCGGCCUGUCGUUUUGUUUUUCUUUCUUCUUUUUUCUCUCUGUCCUGCGUUCGAGUGAUCGUUUUUUUUUUUUACGUCGCAAUCAUAGCCGUUGCUAACGAGAUUGUUAUAUUUCGUUUGGGCGUUGGAUUCCAAGACACUUUUGAGGUUUUUUAUUUUUAUGAAGACGUUCUUCAGCUGUGAGCAGAGGUCUUUCCUGCCUCGGGAGUUCUUCUCGCACCACACACACACUCACUCACACUCGCACACACACACCUGAAACUGGCAGCUAUCUUUCUUCCUACCAGUGUGUUUGUGGAGCUCUGUGAGCACAGCUACAGCACCACUCAGCCUUCUACUCACCAACGCCUAUCUUCACCAGCCCUAGCCUGGUCCAGCCCAGUCCAGCCUGGUCCUCUCACCUGGACAGGAUACUCAGUUCUGUGAGGACUUGAGGAAUAUGACUGCUGAGACUCUUAACUUCGGCCCAGAAUGGCUCCGUGCACUGUCCAGUGGGGGGAGUGUGACGUCCCCCCCCCCCUCCCCCGCCAUGCCAAAGUACAAGCUGGCCGAGUACCGCUACGGCCGAGAGGAGAUGUUAGCACUUUAUAUCAAAGACGACACGGUCCCAGAGGACAUGCAGGAUCAGGAGUUUGCUGCUAUUCUCCAAGAUGAGCCAACCCAGCCUCUGGCUCUGGUGCCUCUCACUGAGGAGGAGCAGAGGAACUUCUCCAUGUCUGUGAACAGCGUGGCCGUGCUGAGGCUCAUGGGAAAAGGAGGCGGGGCGGCGGCGCCCGCGGGCGUGGCCAGAGGCCGCGGCACCACCAGGGGCCGAGGACGCGGCCGUGGAGAAGGUGGAUUCUACCAAAGAAGUAUUGAGGAGGCAGAGGUGGGCUUUGGCCGCGGCGCCAGAGAGAUCCACCGCUCCCAGAGCUGGGACGACAGGGGCGAGAGACGCUUUGAUAAGCCGAGCGUGCGCGGGGGUCGCGAGGCCGUGCGCGUGAGCUUUGAGGAGGCGGGGCCAGCGGCCGCCAGGAAGGAGUACACGCGCUCCGACAGCGAUAACUGGCGCAUCCUGCGGGAGGAGCAGGAGGAGGAGGAGGCCGCCGCCGCCGCCAACGACCCCGGGGGCAGCUGGAGGCUGGCCGGCGUCCGCAGAGAUGACGGGGGUCCGCGCUCGGCAGGGUGGAGGGAACACGUGGGUCCUGGGGAGGGCCGGCGCAGGAAGUUUGACUUUGACUUCCGGGAGGCAGGCGAGGGGGGCCGGCGGCGCAGCGAGGGCCCGGAGGACGACCGGGACGGCCUGCCCGAGUGGUGCACCGACGAGGAGGACGGGGAGAUGGGCACCUUCGACGCCUCCGGGGCCUUCCUGCCCAUCUCCAAGGGAGGCAAGGAGUCCAUGCUGGAUCUGGAGUUCCAGGGCAUAGAGGAGGAGGAAGGCAGGGAGGAGGAGGAGGGAGGGGGGGAGGAGGAGGAGUUUACAGCAGACAUGGAGAGGAACGGAAGCACAGGGGGCGACAGGGACAAGGAGAUCAGAGAGGUUGUAUCCAGCCUGAGUGACGGCGAAGGGAAGCCCCCGUCGUUGCCCCCCUCCACCUCUCCCCCCGCCCUCUCGGCCCCCCCCGCCCUGGGCCUGAAGAGCGGGCCCCCCCUCGCUGGCCUGGAGCCCUCCCCGCUGGCCAACAGCCACUCAGCCAAGGCCUGCCCCAUGCCAAGUAAAGAGGAUGAGCCAGCAGGGGGUCCCACCCGGGCCAGCCCCCGCUCCUCCUGCUGCCUGCCUCCCCCCCCUCCCUCCUCCUCCUCAGCUGCUAGGGCCCUCCCUCCCCUGGGGGGCGACACCGAGGACGACGAGGGCAUGAAGCACCUGCAGCAGGAGGCGGAGCGUAUGGUGGCGUCCCUGCAGGACUCGUCCCUGGAGGAGGAGUGCUUCACUCAGGCCCUGCAGCAGGACAGCGGCAGGAACACGGCGGCCGCUCUGCCCCUCUCCCACGACGCCGCCAUGAAGUGGUUCUACAAGGACCCCCAGGCCGAGAUCCAGGGUCCGUUCACCACCCUGGAGAUGUGUGAGUGGUUCCAGGCGGGCUACUUCACCAUGACCCUGCUGGUGAAGCGAGGCUGUGACGAGGGCUUCCAGCCCCUGGGCGACGUCAUCAAGAUGUGGGGGCGCGUGCCUUUCGCCCCGGGCCCCUCUCCCCCGCCCCUGCUGGUCAGGCCCCCGCCGCCACGCCCUCUGCCCGCACGCGGCCCCGCGUCCCCCCUGGACCAGGAGCGUCUGAAGAAGCAGCAGGAGCUGUCAGCAGCAGCCUCUCUCUACCAGCAGCUGCAGCAGCAGCAGCUGUUCCAGCUCAUCAACAGGUGCGGAGACCAGGGUAUGAUGCCUUUGAUGAACAGGUCGAUGUCAGUGCCAGAUACAGGGUCCAUGUGGGACAUGCAUACCUCAGCUUCACAGCAGUCAGGCGGUGAAGCCAGUUUGUGGGACUUAACAAUGAAUUCUUCAACUCAGGGUCCAACUCUGGAACAGCUUCAGAAGCUCCAGCAGGAGAGGAGAGAGGCUGAACUCAGGUCGAAGCGCGAGGAGGAGGAGCAGCGCAAGCGUCGGGAGGAGAAGAGGAGGCAGCAGGAGGAGCAGAAGAUAAGGGAGGAGGAGGAGCUCUUCAGACGCAAACAGUGUCGGCAGCAGCAGGAGCUGAUCAUGAAACUGCUCCAGCAGGCCCCCCAGCAGGCCGGGGGAGGAGCAGGGGGCUCAGGCUGGAGCGGGGGGCCCACCUCCGGGCUUGCCAAGCAGGGCAAGGGCCUCAGUCUGCUGGACCUCCAGCAGCAGGAGGCUGAACGGCUCCUCAAGCAGCAGCAGAGGGUGCAGCAGCAACAGAGAGACCGACACCCUGGCUUGUCGAUGGGGGGCUCGUCCCUGGGGGGCCAGUGGGGGGAGGGCAGCGUGGGGAGCCUGUGGAGCGGGGGAGUGCUGGAGGGCAAGGCGGGGGGCUCCGGGGGCAUGGGGCUCUGGGACGAGGCGGUGAAGAACCAGAGCAGCAUGAGGAGCGGAGGCCUGGGCAUGAAAAACAGCCGCAGCAGCCCCUCACUCAGUGAGCAGUACAUGCUGCGGAGGAAGCGCACGGAGGAGGAGGACAAGCUGCUGAAGCUGCUGCAGGGCAUCAAGCAGCCUCAGGACGGCUUCACCACCUGGUGUGAGCAGAUGCUGCACGCCCUCAACACCUCCGCCAACAACUCCUCCUCAGCCCUGGACGUGGCCACCAUCGUGGCCUACCUGAAGGAGGUGGAGUCUCCCUACGAGGUGCUGGACUUCAUCCGCUCCUACCUGGGCGACACCAUGGAAGCCAAAGCGUUUGCCAAGCAGUUCCUGGAGCGCCGUGCCAAACAGAAAGCCAACCACCAGAGACAGCAGCAGCAGCUGUCAAAGGAAGUGGCAGGGCUGAACAUGAACUUCCCUCUGCAGGACUCUAUGCGUGGGGUGAACCCGGCAGCGCUGCAGUCCAUGUUCCAGGCUGCCCAGAUGGGUAAGGGCGGGGUCUACGACUCCCAGGGGGGCAAGAUGAAGAAGAAACAGCCCGUGAUACUGCACUCUGACCCCAGCAUCCUAGGGUACUCAUUCCAUAACGCCGGGGAGCGUCUGAGCCUGAAUGAGAUGGAGAUGGUGGAGGAUUACUGAAGCAGCAGCAGCAGCAGCAGCAGCAGCAGCAGCAGCAGCAGCAGCAAUAGCUACCUGAGGCCUUCUGUCUACUAAUGAGACAACCUGAUGACGAAUGUGCACUGUCGGGGGACGGGGGGGAGGGAGGGGGUGUGGAGGGAGAGAGCAGCAUGGGUGUUGGGGAGAUGGGUGGGGGGAGCCCGGGCGAGGCAAGGAUGUAGAGGUGGAAUUUGUAUCCCUCCUCUCUCCUUUGCCAUGGUAACGGCCCCCCCCCCACCUUAUCCUCGUCUAAUCGGUCACUUGUGGGAGGAGAGUUUAGGGGGCGAAGGGAGGCAUCCUCUGGCACUUAAACAGAAUAAGCACCUUAAACUCAAACUAAUGCACUUUAUUGAGAUGGGAUUUGAAUAGGGUUGUUUCUUAUUUUAUUUGUUCCUUUAUUUGGGUGUCGAACACAGAAUCAGUGCCCAGGUGGUAUAUGUGUGUAUCACAUCUACACAACAUACUGCGGGGGCACACUGCGUGUAUGAAUCAGAACUGGAAGGUUGAGGUGGUUGGUUGCUUGGUGGAAGUGACGAGGUGUUUUUGUUUUUAGCAAAGUCAGGGGGACCUUUAUUUUGAAAGACCUUAUCAGAAAACAAAUCCUUUCUUGAAAGACAAACACUGUUGAUGUUUUUUUGUUUGUUUGUUUGUUUAGCCUUUUUUAUAAAGAAAGACAUUUAUAUAAAAAGUAAAGCUAUAAAAAAAAAUAUAAUAAAAACUUGAAGAUUUGCACUUGCGUUUAAAAAAGAAAGAAAAUUACAACAAAAAAUUUCAACGAAUGGGGUUAGAUAUUGAGAUUAAUAUUUUUGUGAAUGUGUGUGUGUGUUGAAUAAGUGAAUGUGUGUAAGAGUUUGUGUGUCAGCGGGCAGGUGUACAUCAGUAACAUGCCUGUCUGCACUAUGGUUUUCUUCAAUGCUUACCAAGAUGUAUGAAACAUAAGAGGUCAUUUUUUCUCUUUUUGUUUAAAUGAUAAUUUUGUAAUUUCAUGAGUAGAAUGUGUACCUCUUGUUAAAGGGGGACUUUCUUUUGUAUCCAUGUUUGACUGUGUGUCUAAACGUGUGUUUAGAGUGUGAAUGAGCAUAAGAGAGUGAUAGAGAGAAAGAGAGAGGGCAGGCAAUCGCACAACGCAUCCUUUAUCUCACCAGCUUUUCAUCCCCAGGUAAAUUAAACAGAGAAUCAGACAUUUGUAAUUAGUAGCUAUGCUCCCUGUCAUGGGACAUGGGUUCACCCUCACUGUUUGUUGAUUGGUUGUCUGGAUGGAGGGGCGUGGCCUCCUACCCAGCUCAUCAUCUCCCCGCUGGCCUCGUGUCUGGACCUCCAUGAGGCUGACGAGGCCAGGGCGUGGGGCAAACCUCCAUGAGCGUGUGUGUGAGUGUGUGUGUUGCUGGUCUUAGAGGUGAGUGAUCACUACAGGUACUCAUCAGUGCGUGUGUAUGUGUAUGAAUGCACAAUAGUGCCUAAGGACUUUGAAAAAUAGCGCAAACGGCCAUUGAGACAUUAUCUUGAGGUUGAGAGUGAGUGAGAGACCAGAUACUAUUUCUAGUUGAUCCUGGGGAUGGUUCAUUGUAAGAUUAGUCCAUUUAUUUUUAUUUUUUUCUGGGGUGUGAUCACGUUGCCUUUAGUCACCUCUCAAACUCGUGAAUGAAAGGUUUUGAGUUCAAGACUCAAACUAUUAGCAUCCAACUGUGCAAGUGUACAGGAAGGUGCACAAAAUGUUUGUAUGUCGUGUUACCUAUAUUCAUUGUUGCUGUUGAUGACUUUCAUUUUUUAUAUAUAUAAAUAUUAAUGAAAAUAUAUAUGAAUAUAUACAUUAUAUACAAAGUUUAAAAAAAAGUAUUUGAACUAAGAUUAUGUUGAGCACUUGGGGCUGCUAUUUCUGUUCAUUUUAAUCUUUAAUUUUUCCUUAAUUUUGUUUUUCAUUAUCGCCAUGUGAAGUGCGUUUGUAUUAUUUCUUUCUUAAGAAAAGAUUGAAUGUAUUCCAAAAAAACACAAGAACCGUGCUGAUAACAGAUUAUUAUUUUUUUCCUUCUUAAAAUGUCAAAAGAUUUAAACAAGCAAAAAAGAAAAAAAAAUGAUGAGUCGAGACAUGUCUUUUUUUUUUUUCUACACAAAGGAGAGAAAAAAAGUAUCUCUUGGAUUGAUACAGUUAAACCCACUGCCUCUACAAUCCUGUUCCUGCGAGGACAACGUGACUAAGAAAAAAAAAAAAAAAAAAACUCUUCUAUUCCUUACUGGAGGUUAGGUUGUUUACAGACCACAUGGAUAAUUGUGGGUGCAGGUUAGUGUGGGGUUUUCGAGGGGGGGGGGGGGGGGGGGGGGGGGGGGGUGCUUACAAGUGCUCUUCUGCACUGUGGACAAUGAGUGGCAUGUUGUUUUUUUUGUUCGUUUUUUGAAGAGCAAUGAUAUAAUCUACAAUUUAACGGACAAAACGGAGCAUGAGGAGCGAGAAAUCAAAGAUUGUCUUCAUUUAGUCUCAACUUUUCUUUUUGAGAUGGAAUGUGUGGGUUACUUUUGUUUACCUGUUUUGUUUUUUUUCCUUAUCCAUUCUGCUAUCUUCUUCCAUUGUUUUUUUUAACUGCCUGUAGCUGAACAAGAGGAAGAUCAACUUUUUCUAUUGGUGGAAUUAAACAAAAUGAACGGUGUGGAUUUAGCUGGUACAUGGAAAUUGCAACAUCCUCGCUUUACCAAACAUGUUCUGGAUGCAGAGUUGAACACUUUUCUUCCCAGUUUCCUCUUUUUGCGAACCUGGAAAACAAAGAUGGACAAAUCAUCGUGGCGCUGACGAGAGAGAGAUAGGAGGAGCAAGGAAAGGACACUGUCAGGAUCGGAACUGUUCGUAUACAUAACCUCAAAUCUACCAUUCAUUUACAUGUGAUAGGACUGUGUAUAGGCAGGUCUUACCUUCCUUUUUUAGUUUCUCUUUUUGAACGAGGGGGGGGAGGAUGUUGGGCGUGCGGUUGGGUUGGUUACCCUGAGGAAAACAGAGGGGUGGCGGCAAGCGUGAGACAAGGGCCCCUUCUGCACCCUUCCCCCCCCCCCCCCCCUCACACACUCACUAUGCACUUGUGUUCAUUCAAGCUGUGAUGUUCCAUUGCAUUGUGGGAACCGGAGCAUUACAGCAAGAUGGUUAAUUGAGGAUGUGGACUUAAGUCAGUGUGUCUCACGAAAAACGAGAUGUAAAAAAAUAAAUAAAAUAAAAAACCUAUCAAAAACAAGUAUCCAGGGGGGAAUUGGACAAAGGGAGCGCCGUAAUACUGUUGACUGAAGACCACCUGGCCUCGCCCCCCCCCACUCCUCCUUGAGUAGAUAAACAUUAUUUUUGUAUUCCCUUGAGUGAGACCUCACUUGGGACUCCCACCGAUCCAGGAGGGCCUCCACACGGUGAAAGACUGAAUGGAUCAGAGGAGCAAGAGGGGACGAUCCUCAAGCAUACAAAAGUCUUGUUUUUUUAUUUUAUAUAUAUAUAUAUAUAUAUAUAUAUACUUGGGAGUUAUAUGAACUACUUGACUGGAUUUGUUUUAUACUCCCAUUGCCAGUCGUCCCGUCCCAAGAAACAGGGACAGGGAUGAGGGGUGGGGCUAGGGGUACAUGCAGCGACUCCCAAGACUGAACCAUGAUAGCGGGCGUUCAUCAACAUGGAUGCGCCCCCCGCCCCACCCCGCCCCGACUGGCAAAACAAACACCAAAAGAGGAGUCAGAGGAGAAGGGGAGGGAGAGCGUGGAUGGAGGGGAGCAGCUCUUUUCUCUGGAGCACCAUUUUACUACUGCGAUGGAGAACCAUGAUGUAAUGAUGAUGGUGAUGAUGGGUUCCUGCUGUUGCCUGCAGCUCUUUGCCGUGACGAAUCAGGAUCCACGACCUUUGACCUUCCAACUUUGAGAUCCGCCGUGCCGACCCUCCCGAGACCACGCGUCCGCAAUGCAUUCUGGGUGCAAGGGCUUUUCCCUCUACGUGCGCAGCGGUUGAGGGAGAGGCUGCCCCUUUGUGAGGCUUCCUCAGCAGCCACAGAGAGACGGACCUUUCAGGGGAGAACACGAAGGUCGCGUUGGCAUGGAUGACUCGUGACUGUAAGGGCCGCAAUUCAAGGCUGUUGCCCAGGAAUAGUGACUGGAACCUGGGGUGAAGGGGCAGGGUGGAGCCCCUUCCUUGGUGGAGAAUAAGACUUCUUCUCAAACACACACACACUCUCACACACACACACAAACACAUAGACAUGUUUACAUGUAGCAAAAAUGUGUAAAAUCAUUCCAAACAUGCACACAGAUAACAUUACAUACAGGUCCCUUUCCUGAACACUCUAAACACAGAUGUGUAAAAAGCUUACAACUCUCUCACACACACACACACACACACACACAUACUAUAUUAUACAUUUAGCAGGCCACAGUACCAUAUCCUUUGAGCCUUGUCUGCUUUGUAAAUAAUGUAAAAGUUGUGGUUUUUGUCCUGUGGGGAUUUGGGUCUAUUUCUUUCAGUUUGACUUGCCUUAACUGUACAGACUGUCCGCCUUGGUUGGCCAAUUCAAAAAGACGUUGGUUUUUGAUUGGAGGGGAGUGAAGGACAUAUUACCAAACAGCAUCUCUUAUUGGCUGACAAGGACUGCUGUGUGUUGUGUGACGUACUAGCAUUCAAAUUUACAUCUUCUAAAUGUGUUCACUGUAGUUCAAACAUUAACCAAAACAUAGAACAAUAGGCAAUCUCUGAUGAUGGUGAUGAUGAUGAUGGUUUGCCGUUUUAUUGUUUUUCGAGAUGUGCUGAUUCCCAGUUUGGAAUGCCUUCUACGUGUAGCUGCAGGUGCAGGAUGGGAGUAGUCUUCUGAUUGGAGCUGAGCUGAGCAGGAGGAGCUGAAUGAAAACACUGUACCCUCAUGUCAACUUAAAGAAGGGGUCAAACUUACUAGACUUGAGAGCCAUGAUAAUGUUUGUCUAGAUCAGCGGUUCUUAACCCGGUCCUCAGGGAACCCUGUCCUGAAUGUUGUAGAUGUUUCUUGGCUCCAACACACCUGAUUCAAAUGCAUGUUCGCUUCUACGGAGCUAGAUAACAACCCAUUCAUUUGAAUCAUGUGUGUUGGAGCAGGGAAACAUGUCUAACAUGCAGGACAGGGGUUCCCUGAGGACUAGGGUUAAGAACCACUGGUCUAGAUUCUACUAAACUGUUUGGAAAAAUGGGCUGAGGUUAUUGAGCACUGCUCGAAAUGACUGAGUUUGCCAUGAAUCAUUUUAAUAUUUAGAUCUGAGAGGAGUUGAUGGUUUUGUUCAAAAACACUUUAUUAAGUAUUUAUUCAUGGGGGCUCACUUAUGACAUUAAAUAGGUCAAAAUAUUGUGUUAUUUUUUUUCCAUCGAUGCAUUUGAUGAUGUUUGUCCUAGUGGGUAUUUGUGACAAGCAGCAAUUCAGUGUUUCUCCUGACACAUGAGUAGUAGAGUUGUAUUCUAUUUCCAACAUGUUUCUCAGAGCAGAUAGGAGACUUGGUCUGAAACGGUCGUGUUUGCAGUCGGUUGUGACGUCGAAGGGAGUUUGACCAUCAUUGUCAAGAUAAGUCUUUAGUGACUCACACAGUGGCACCCUAGUUUGAAGUGGGCUUUAGUUGUUUUUUCCUCGUAUAAAAAAAAAAUGCAGUCAUAUCUUUUAAGUACCAUACUCUGAACUGUCGUAUGUGCGUUUCAUUUUUUUAAAGGCGUCUUUGUUGUCGAAGAAGUCGGUAGUUAGCUGUCAGAAUGUCGUUUUUGUGUCAACACGCGGCAGGUCGUCUAGUCUCAAACUGUCAGAAUGAUCCUCUGGUUUCCCAGUCGCUCCCAUCAGAGUUCCGUCGGGAUUGUGUUGUCAUGGCAGCAAGGCCCCUAAGGAAUCCCAACAAAAGCUUUUGAUUGAUGUAUGAAUUCAUGAAAUGAAUGAAUAUCGACCAGUAGAUUUUGAUAAAAUGGAAAUGUACCCUCUUUUCCACCCCCAACCAGUCCGCUCAGCUCCAUUUGCUUUGAACUGUUUGAAUGUUUGUGAUAAUAGCAUACAUGUAACACAACAAAUGCAUUUGGGAAAAAGAACAACCUAAAGAAAAGUGUAAAUAGGUUUUUGUUUGUUUGAAGAUGAGAAAAAAAACAAUAAAAGAAGCAUUUAAACGUA